Molecule: messenger RNA, 2029 nt
Organism: Ochotona curzoniae (black-lipped pika)
Lineage: Eukaryota; Metazoa; Chordata; Mammalia; Lagomorpha; Ochotonidae
Gene: CYLC1
Product: cylicin 1
Exons: 4
Coding region: 1-1914 (637 amino acids)
Cellular component (GO): acrosomal matrix; nucleus
Molecular function (GO): structural constituent of cytoskeleton
Source: RefSeq, a predicted model, not a curated record
AUGAAAUAUGACAUUGUCAUUCCAAUCAGUAAAUCUAGCAAAAAAUCACGGAAUCAAGGACACUUCACUUUCACAUUUCCCAAACCAUCCCAGCCAGGUAGAGAGGAGAGAUCAACACCUGCAGAACCACAGAUCACAGUUGCUAGACAUGACAAAGGAAAAUUAGAGGAAGAUCAGAAGACUGCUUCUAAAUGCAUAAGGCAUUCUUUAAGAGAAAGUUUCCAAAGUCCAAUUAUUUACUCAGCUGUCAAAAGAGAGGCUCCAUUCAGGUAUACUAAUUCUCCCAAAUCCCCUCCUAAAAAUGUACAAGCUAAGGCAUCUAGUAAUGACAUAAAAGAAACAGCUUUGGAGAAGAAUUUCGAAAGAAAAAUGAAUCUAUACACCACAAAUUCAGAGUCUGUGAAAACAAUGCAAGAUGAGAAAUGUAAAGAGAGUGCUAAAGCACUUAAAUCACCAUCAAAAACAUCACUUGAAAGUGAACAAUUUAAGGAAUUGAAGCCCAAAUCAGAAACAAACCAAGAAUCCAAAGUGCUUACGGUAGUCUCAGGAAAAGAUAAAAUUGAUAGUAGGAAAGAUUCAAACAAUUGCAAGGAGAAAGGUACUUUAUCCAUAUGUAUCAACAAGAAUCCAAAGAAAGAUGCUAAAAGCAGCUCAAAUAAUGGUUGUGAUGUCAAGUUAGAUACUCGUUCAAAUGAUAGUGUAAAUGUGAGUCUAUUGAUAGAUUUAGAGGACUUUGGUGGUAAAGCCAUAGAUUUUGACAUCCAGUUUAAAAAUUACUCACAAAAUAAUUCAAAGAAACCUGCAAAGAAAGAUGCAAAGAAACCUGCAAAGAAAGAUGACAAGAAGAAGGAUGCAAAGAAGGAUGCAGAGUCUACUGAUGCUGAAUCUGGAGACUCUAAGGAUCCAAAGAAAGAUGCAAAGAAACCUACAAAGAAAGAUGACAAGAAGAAGGAUGCAAAGAAGGAUGCAGAGUCUACUGACGCUGAAUCCGGAGACUCUAAGGAUCCAAAGAAAGAUGCAAAAAAGGAUGCAAAGAAAUCUACAAAGAAAGAUGACAAGAAGAAGGAUGCAAAGAAGGAUGCAGAGUCUACUGACGCUGAAUCCGGAGACGCUAAGGAUCCAAAGAAAGAUGCAAAGAAGGAUGCAAAGAAAUCUACAAAGAAAGAUGACAAGAAGAAGGAUGCAACAUCUACUGAUUCUGAGUCUGAAAAGGAUUCUAAGAAAGGAAAGAAAGGUGAGAAGGGUAAGAAAGAAUCAAAGAAAGAUGGCAAACCAAAGCCUGCUGUUUCAGAUUCCAAGUCUACCGAUGCUGAUUCUGAAUCUGAAGGAGAUUCAAAAAAGGGUAAAAAAGAUGACAAGAAGAAGGCUUCAAAGAAAGACGACAAAAAGGGUGCAAAGAGCACUCCAGCAUCUACUGAAACUGAAUCAGAAACAGAUUCUAAGAAAGGCAAAAAGGGUUCAAAGGAUAAGAAAGGUUCAAAGAAAGAAGCUAAGCAGGCUAUAAAGGACUCAGAGUCUACUGAUAUUGAAUCUGAUGUAUCUUCCAAGGCAGGACUCAAAAAGGCUGCACAGGCCAAAAGUUCAGAUGCUGAAUCUGAUGUCUCACUAGGUAAACCUGGGGCUAAAAAAAUAUCUGAUGAAUCAGAUGCUACAUCUGUGGAAUCAAAGAAGGGAGGAGGAGAGCUAAGAAGAGGACUCAGAAUGUCAUCCAAAAAAACAACUUUCAAACCAAAGGAGAAAAAACCCGUAGGUAGAGUGCCUCCAUCGAGAGAAAAACCACCACUUCCUCCUUGUGAGCCGUUGCAAUCAUCACCUAAGGUCAAACGUUUCUGUCUGUGCAAGCCGAUUCCUCCACCUCCAAAACCAAGAUAUGCUCCUCUGCCUGAAGCAGAGUGGAUUCGCAAGCUGCUUUAAAGGGCAACUGAGCACUUGGUUUCACAGACUGGCCUUAUCACAGUGAGCACUGUAGUACUCUCAAAAGAGCAUGUCAACUUCUGUGGAACUUUAAUAAAAACAGGUCUGCAAUGAG